Molecule: messenger RNA, 5178 nt
Organism: Cygnus olor (mute swan)
Lineage: Eukaryota; Metazoa; Chordata; Aves; Anseriformes; Anatidae
Gene: SLC39A14
Product: solute carrier family 39 member 14
Exons: 9
Coding region: 27-2246 (739 amino acids)
Biological process (GO): zinc ion import across plasma membrane; intracellular zinc ion homeostasis
Cellular component (GO): membrane
Molecular function (GO): zinc ion transmembrane transporter activity
Source: RefSeq, a predicted model, not a curated record
GGUGUCGGGAAGCGAGGCGUCGGGUGAUGGAGCGGCCGGCGUCGCCUUCCCGCUUUCGUGGGGGGAGUUUUGCAAUCGGGGUCGAUGGCUUUUGGGAAGCUUUGGGGCGUGAAUUUAGGGGAAACGAGACGGGACAGGGGCUCUGCCCGACCCCACUGACCCCACCGGCUCUCAGCCCGUCCCCGUGCCGUUAUCCACGGGCAUCGCCGACCCGUGCGGCAGCCGGGGGCUCGGGGGGGCUCCGUGCUGGCCCCCCCCAGAAGCCGUCCCCGUUCCCCACGGGUCGGGUGCUGGGACCCGCGGUGCUGCCCCUUUUGCUGCCCCGGGGACUCGAGCAGAAAACCCCGGCCACGCGCCGCGAGGACGCCCGUGAAGGGCCCCCGAGGUGCUGCGGAGCUGGGGAGCCCCCGGGAGCCGUGUCCCAGCCCUCGGCACGCGGCUGCGCAUCCCCCAGCACCAUGACCCGCAUCGCAAACCUGCGGGGCUGCUGCCUGCUCGCGCUGCUCUGCCUCCUCCCGGCCCCGCGGGCACGGGCCGGCGGCGAUGCCGCGGCCCCGCCGGCGCUCUCGGCGGCCUCCUUCCUGCAGGACCUCCUGCGGCGCUACGGCGAGAGCGAAACCCUGAGCCUGAAGCAGCUCAAGGCCCUGCUGAACCGCCUGGACGUGGGAGUGGGGCACGCCAACGCCUCCCAGCCGCCGCAGCAGCGCGCCAACCUCUCCCGGUGCUUCAGCUCCGUGGAGCUUUUCGCCAUCCACAACCUGAGCGAGGGCUCCGCCGUGGGGCGCGGCGAGUUCAAGGAGUUCUGCCCCACCAUCCUGCAGCAGCUGGAGUCGGGGGCGUGCGCCGCGGAGAACCUGGAGAACGAGGAGAAUGAGCAGACGGAGGAGAGCAGGCCCAGCUCGGCCGAAGUCUGGGGUUACGGUUUCCUCUGCGUCACCGUCAUCUCCCUCUGCUCGCUGGUGGGAGCCAGCGUGGUGCCCUUCAUGAAGAAGACCUUUUACAAGCGGCUGCUCCUCUACUUCAUAGCUCUGGCGAUUGGAACUCUCUACUCCAACGCCCUCUUCCAGCUCAUUCCCGAGGCCUUUGGCUUCAACCCUCAAGAAGAUUACUACGUUUCCAAAUCCGCCGUGGUGUUCGGGGGCUUCUACCUCUUCUUCUUCACCGAGAAGAUCCUGAAGAUGCUCCUGAAGCAGAAGGACCAGGUGAGGCCGGGCAGGGGCUGCUCGGAGCGAUGUCCACACCACAGGCAUGGGCUGAAAUCCCCGAAUCCCCCCGUGCCACCAGCUCUCCACUGGGUGUACAAAGUUAGGCCUUUGCUUGCCAAGACCGGUUUACUUAAAUCGAGGAAUUGGAUGGUCGUGCGUUUUUUUGACAGCACUCUCUCCAGUCCUGGCAAUUCGGAUUUUCCUCUAACUCACAUUUCAGCAAAAUUAGUUAAAUCAGCGUGCUUUACACUUUUAUGUGGGAAAGAGCAGGGGCGGCAGGGGAGGCUGACCCCUGGGGAUGCCCUUGCCCCGCAGCACCACCACGGGCACAGCCACUACAGCCCCGAGGCGCUGCCGUCCAAGAAGGACCAGGAGGAGGGGGUCACGGAGAAGCUGCAGAACGGGGACCUGGACCACAUGAUCCCGCACAUCGCCAGCGAGCUGGAGUGCAAGAGCCCCCCCGGGGACGAGAAGGUCGUCGUGGGCUCCCUGUCUGUCCAGGACCUGCAGGCGUCCCAGAGCGCGUGCUACUGGCUGAAGGAGGUGCGGUACUCCGACAUCGGCACGCUGGCGUGGAUGAUCACCCUGAGCGACGGCCUCCACAACUUCAUCGACGGGCUGGCCAUCGGCGCCUCCUUCACCGUCUCCGUCUUCCAAGGGAUCAGCACCUCCGUGGCCAUCCUCUGCGAGGAGUUCCCGCACGAGCUGGGGGACUUCGUCAUCCUGCUGAACGCCGGGAUGACCAUCCGCCAGGCGCUCUUCUUCAACUUCAUCUCGGCCUGCUGCUGCUACGUGGGCUUGGCCUUCGGCAUCGUGGCCGGCAGCCACUUCUCUGCCAACUGGAUCUUCGCUCUGGCCGGAGGGAUGUUCCUCUACAUCGCGCUGGCUGACAUGUUCCCCGAAAUGAACGAGGUGAGCCGGGAGGACGAGCAGAACGGCAGCACCUUGAUCGCCUUCGCCAUCCAGAACGCGGGGCUGCUGACGGGCUUCACCAUCAUGGUGCUGCUCACCAUGUACUCUGGCCAGAUCCAGAUCGGGUAGGACCAGCCCAUCCGGAGGCCUGUGCCAGUUUUCCCCCUUCUAUUUUUAUUUUUUUUUUGGGGGGUGGGGAGGGUUUUUUUUUUGUUUGUUUGUUUUUCUUUUCCUGCUGCAAGCAUACGACAGUACCUGUGCGGGCACGACACACUACAGAAGAGGCAUUGCUUUCAAAGCUAUUCCACAGACUUCAUAUUAUUUCGACUCGAGGCUGAGCGGGGCUACGUCCCCUUCGCCGUAGGACCGAACUGACCAGAGGAUCUCCUUCCCGUGCCACAUCCCUCCUCUCCUCGCAUCUCCCGGGAAGGAUGGAUUUGGAGACAGGAGCUCCUCCAGCUGUGUUGCUCCCCUCCUUGUUCUCGGAGCGGUGUGAUGGGACAAAAUGCUCUCCUGACCCUUUUUUUGCAAGGGGGUGUGAUGGGGCUGCGGGGACAGGGCUAGCGCUGGACGCCAGCUGCCUCCUGCUCACCUACCAAGGGAUGGAUGCGCGGGGGCGACGAGUGCCACCAUGCGUGGAAGGGGAAUGGCUCGCAGGCAUCGCACGGGGAGCUGGUGUUUCUCUCCUGCCUUCGGGAGCACAAGGAGACCACGACAAACCUGGCUGCUUCUCGGGGAGCUCCGUACUGGCAGGUCCUCAGCUCCGCUCUCUGAGCACAGAGCCCAGGACAAGGGGGAGCUGAUGGGGCUCGGGGGGCACGGCUCACAGUUUGAGCAAUGUCCUCGCCGUCUUCAGAAACACGUCUCUGCGGCUGUUCCUGCUCCUCCUGCGAUGGAUGAGGAGGAUGAAGAGGUUUUAAGCACAUUGUGGGUGUCAGCGCUCGGAGCAGAGGACACCAAACCUCACCCCGUGCGGGUCAGGCUCACAGACAUGGGCUGCGUCGGGAGAAGGCUGGCAGGACGCUGUUACCUCUUCGAGGCUCCCUGCUGCUAUAAGGAAAAAAAAAAAUCCAUUUUGAGGGCAGCAAUGCUGGCAAGAAGGGCACAAGAGCAGGGACGGCGAGCCCUUAGCCUGGCCACAAGCUGCCCAGCCAGGGAAGAAGCGGUCCUUGCACUGUGACCAAGCUCAUGCAGACACCUGGGCACGGACACCCGUUUUUAAAUGCUGCUGCUGCCGAGGUGCAGAGGUUCUGGGUGGGGAGGGGGGUGGUGUCGUUGUUCUUUUUUAAAAAAAAAAAAACAAAACAAAACAAAAAAAGAGACUGUGAACCUCUUUAGGUUGCGUGUUUCCAGCUUUCGGGAGUAGCCAGAGAAGGGUGUUACUGGCACUUCCCAGCUCUGCUUCUGGGCUGGCUUUCCCCAGAUUCACUAGGUGAAUUGACUUAUUAUCAUAUUGAUAAUGUUGCCCACCCCACCUGUGUUGCUUGAGGUUCCCUGCACGCCUCUUUCCCCUCUGCUUCCCCCAAACCUCGUCCCGCACCCGGCAGCGUUGAGUUUGUGGCCACGCUGGCACCCGGGAGCCGAUGCGGGCAGCUUACCCUCGUGGGUAUGGCGUUGGAUCGGGAUGCCAGAGUGGUGCUGGUGGCAUUGAGUGGUGCUUUGGUGCACACAUCGUCACCUUCCCUUCCACCCCUGGUGGAAGACAAAAUGGGGAGGGUGCCAGGUAUUUUGGCUGCCUGCCUGCCCACCCCAAGGGAGACGAGCCACCUCGGCCCUCAUGAACGCAGGCAGAGCCUGCGGCAGGCUCAGCACCAUCCGGCAGCAUCAUGACCUGGUUUGGUCACUGGCUAAUUAGUUCCUAAUUGCCUCAGGUAAAAGCUGGGUGACGUUCCUGUUGUGCUCCUAAUAGUUGUCACCGAGUCCCAAGGUCUCUGCCGGUACCCUCGUGGACCAGCACCUCUGCUCUCGGUGGCUUCGGCUAGGCCAGUCAUUGACUGUGGGCUUCAUCCUGCAUCCCGAAGGUUAAAUAGCUGCACACACAGGAGCAGGGAGCCUUUUUGGCAUCCAGAGGCACCUCGAGGUGUUGUGGGUGCUGCGAGACACCGCGAUCACCAAGAGUUGUCCCGUGUGGCAGCUUCCCAGUCCGAAUUCUGGGCUGCAAUUCAGAAAUAAAGCUCCGAUACUGAUACUGGAAGGGAUGGCUUCUGCCUUUUCCCUGCUGAGAGAGCUGCAGCCUCGUCUGACAGAUGAUGUGGAAGAAUUGGAUUUUGUGAGGGACGGCGUGCGCGCUGCCUGCCCUCUCCCAAGGAAGCAUUUGGGACACGCCGUGUGUGGGGCUGGCGGCCUUCCACGGGGCAGAGGGCAGCGCGAGCACUGCCAGGGCUAAGUCACGUCUGGCAGGAGGGGUUCAGCGGUGUGCACAGAUGGAAAAGCCUUUGGGCUGGGGGCGAGGGAGGAAUAUCCUUUGGCUGCCCCUCGGGGACCACGACGCGCUCGCAGGCUGUGGCUAGGGGGUCCUCUGCGUCCUAGAGAGCAGAAAAUGGGGUAAAAACCAGCACCGGCUGGUCCAGGCCCUCAACACCCCGUGGAGAUGGUGAAUCCGUGUUCUUGUUUCAAGUUAACCCUGUUUUUUUGCCAACUGAAGUGACCACAAGAAAUCUGCAACGCAGAGAGUCGGGGGGGAAAGCCCCUCGGAGGAACAAGGCUCCUCGCAGAGCGACCCACGUGCUCGCAAAAAAGGUUCUCAAAAAGGGUUGCUGUGGGGUUUGUGGGGCAGGAGACCCUCCUCUCACCUAACGUCUGGUGGGAGAGGGCUCCAGCUUCAGGCAGGUUGGCACCAGGUCAGGGAUGGGAGAUCGAGGAGGGAAAGUGACCGAAAUCGAGCUUGUAUGUUUGUUUUUUUUUUAAUCCUUUCUGUGUCCGUUUAGAAGCUCAAGUUCCAUCUCAGUAUUUUAAUAACUCAGGUGUUGUAAGAAAUACUUGUCGAAACAAAGAGCAUAACUUAUGUCACGUGGAUUGUAAAGGUAUUUGUAAAAUUCCAUAAAUAAAAUAUAUUCUGUAA